This is a messenger RNA of Hemicordylus capensis (graceful crag lizard), 2517 nucleotides long. It is a transcript of the gene DCLRE1C, whose product is annotated as DNA cross-link repair 1C. Gene Ontology annotation, biological process: interstrand cross-link repair; double-strand break repair via nonhomologous end joining; protection from non-homologous end joining at telomere. Gene Ontology annotation, molecular function: 5'-3' DNA exonuclease activity; damaged DNA binding. The transcript has 14 exons. The record is from RefSeq and is a predicted model, not a curated record. NCBI's taxonomy places the organism in Eukaryota, Metazoa, Chordata, Lepidosauria, Squamata, Cordylidae. Bases 101 to 2254 code for a protein of 717 amino acids.
CUGAUGCGAAUCGUCGAUUGGGUCGCGUCUCAGCCAAUGAGGCAGCGCAACGGAAGGAGCUUGGCGGAAGGAGCCUUUGCUUGAUACAUCGCCAAUCGCCAUGAGCAGCUUCGCGGGCAGGAUGCGGGAAUACCCAAAUCUCUCCAUAGACCGAUUCGACCGGGAUAAUCUGAGAGCUCGGGCUUACUUCCUGUCCCACUGCCACAAAGAUCACAUGAUAGGACUGAGAGCUCCCUCUCUGAAAAGAAGAUUGGCAUGCAGCUUGAAGGUUUGCCUGUACUGUUCACCUGUGACAAAAGAGUUGCUACUGACUAGUCCAAAAUAUAAGUUUUGGGAAAAUCACAUUGUUUCCCUUGAAGUUGAAACUCCAACUCAGAUUUCUCUGGUUGAGGAAACAUCUGGUGAGAAAGAAGAUAUAGUUGUAACACUUCUGCCAGCUGGCCAUUGCCCAGGAUCAGUCAUGUUUCUGUUCCAAGGUGAAAAUGGCACUGUGUUGUAUACUGGCGAUUUCAGGCUUGCAAAAGGAGAGGUGGCCAGAAUGGAACUUUUGCAUUCAGGGAGCAGAGUGAAAGACAUCCAGAGUGUAUAUUUAGAUACCACUUUCUGUGAUCCCAAAUUUUAUCAGAUACCAAGCAGGGAAGAAUGUAUGAAGGGUAUAUUAGAGUUAGUACGAAGCUGGAUCACUCUAAGUCCUUAUCAUGUGGUAUGGCUGAACUGCAAAGCAGCUUAUGGAUAUGAGUAUUUAUUCACAAAUCUCAGUGAGGAGCUUGGAAUGAAGGUGCACGUGAACAAAUUGGACAUGUUUAAAAACAUGCCAGAAAUCCUCUACCACGUCACUUCAAAUCGGCACACUCAGAUUCAUGCAUGUCGCCAUCCAAGGGAUGAUGAACUUUUCCGAGGGAAGAGGUUGCCCUGUGGAAUGACUUCCCAGAAUGGAAAGCAGUUGCACAUAAUUAGCGUCAAGCCAUCCACAAUGUGGUUUGGAGAAAGGACAAGGAAAACCAACGUAAUAGUGAGGACAGGGGAGAGUUCAUACAGAGCUUGCUUCUCAUUUCACUCUUCUUACAGUGAGAUUCAGGAUUUCUUAAGUUAUAUUAGUCCAGUGAAUGUAUAUCCCAAUGUAAUUCCAGUGGGCGCAACAGAAGACAGAGUUAUGGGAAUCUUAAAGCCAUUAUGCAGAUUGUACAGCAAAAACAACAAGCCACAGUAUAUGCCACUUGGAGCCCUGAAGAGAGCUAAAGUCAUGGACAUAACAGACACUGGUGGUGGUGGUGAUAAUCUCUUUGAUUCAGAAUUGAUUUCUAUACGACGGAAGAUUCCAAGAGAGAUCACACCAUCUGAGAACAAAUCUUUUCCUGAAGUCCAUCAAGAAAACAAUAACAAAAUAACAAGCUAUAAGGCAACUUCCAUGCCUACCUCUUUGAAGGUAGACUUCAUAGAGUGUGAGGAAUCCAAUGGUGAAGAUGAGGAGGAAGAGGAGGAACCAGAGGAAGAGGUGGUUCUAGAGGAAGUUAUCUCCCAUAGUGCAGACUCCACUGCUGUGUUGCAGAAUCCAGAAGGAUCAAUCCACUCUGAGCCCACUUGCAAGCAAAAUAGGAAUCAGCAGCAGUCUAAUCCAGAUAUGCCAAUAUGGGAUACUUUUUUUAAGCGUCCUAUGGAAGAUACAGAUGCUUCUGAACAGGACAGCUGUCCAGCCCCCACAGAUUCCGCAGAGCCUCAGUCUCCAAACCUUUACAGUGAUGAUGAAGAUUUUAGUGAUUCUACUCAUAUUUCCUCUCCUAACUCUUCUCAGUCAACACACAUAUCUGAGCAAGGUAGUCAGGGCUGGGACAGCCAGAUCGACACUGUGCUCAUCUCUUCACAAGAACGCAGGAAUCUUGAUUUUAGCCCUUUGAAGAGGGGAACAGACAGAGCAGUGUUUUAUGCUUGUCUCCCUGCUGGGGGAAACAAAACUGACAUGCAGUGUUGCAAGCCUUUGGACUGCAGUGCAUCUUGUACAAAUCCUAAAUUUGAGUGCAAAGCCCAAGCAGCAGGAGCAGCAGUAGGUACUCCAGCACACAGUGUGCAAGCUGAUACAACCAAUGAGAAGUGCCAAUUGGAAGAGCAGUCUGGGACAUCCAAUCCUGAAAUCCAGGUGGACUCGCAGAGCAGUUCCGACUCUGAAAUCUCUUCAACCCCUGAGGUGGAGACCCCUAAACCAGAGCAGCUGUGUAGUUUGUACAAGAAGCUGGCAGCAGGGGAAAAGAUAUACUGAUUGGGACAUCAACUUUUGCUUCUGUUGUUAGUGGACACUAGUCUUCUUGAACCAUGCAUCCAGGUUAUUGACUUAAGUUCAGUUAGUGACUUGGGAACAUCUUAUUAACUUUUGCUUAUUGUGUCUUCCGUUUUGUAUAUAAUGUCAAUCUCUUACUGCCAUGAUUCUACAUUCUCAACCUUAGAUUGCAAUUGUAUCUUGUUGAACUGGGUGUUUUGCUAUUUUUGUCUCUAAUGAAGGAUUAUAAAUAUUAUUUUUAUGAA